UAGAGGAUAAACUUGUUGAUGUUGAGUUGGCAGUUUGGCUUUAUCGUAAAUUACUUUUGCUGUUUUAUCCAGUUUCUUUUUAGAGCUGACUUCACUCGCGCAGUAUACAUUGAAAGGUUAAGCGUAUAAACACACAGUUAAAAGCCACCACUUUGCAAACGGUCUCGUUGUGUGUUUAUACGGUCGCCACGCAGCGGUGCAGCGGCAAUUAGGGUUCACCUCAGUCCUCAUAAGCCAGCAAGCUAAUACAUCUUGGUCUGCACUCAGAUCCACUUUCACCUGUUUUUACAUUUUUAUUUUCAUCAGACGUGCUGGAGAGACUGAUGUGGCUGGUGUCAUGACACUGAGGAAAGUAAACGUGGUCAUCCUUGUGCUGCUGGCUGUAGCCUUCCUCAUCAUAGUUCAACGAAAUCUUCUGAACCUCAGUGACUUUUUACACAAGGAAAACCCAGAUGCCGGGGUGAUUCUUCCCUUUGAGUCUGAGCUGUCUCCAGACCUCAGAUUUGAGUCUGCAAGGAAGGGGGAGGAGAUCCCUGUCCUCAUCACUGCUGCUGAGGAAAGACUCGGUGCUGUGGUCGCUGCAAUGAACAGUGUCUACCAGAACAGUAAAGCCAAUGUUGUCUUCACCAUUGUGACCUUGAAUGACACAGUGGACCACCUAAAAGUGUGGCUGAGUAAGACAAAGCUAAAAGAGAUCAAAUACAGGAUAGUUAUUUUCAAGCCUGAGCUCCUGAAUGGGAAGAUAUCUAAAGAUCCUCAGACACUGGAGGCUGCAAAACCGUUGACUUUUGCCAGGUUUUAUCUGCCUGCAUACAUACCAGAGGCAGAGAAAGCCAUCUAUUUGGAUGAUGAUAUCAUUGUACAAGGGGACAUUCAAGAGCUUUAUGAAACCAACCUCAAACCGGGGCACGCAGCUGCCUUCUCAGAUGACUGUGAUUCUGCUUCUGCUAAGGGCAUCGUUCGAGGGGCUGGAAAUCAGAAUAAUUACAUAGGUUUCCUGGACUUCAAGAAGGGGGCUGUUAAGAAGCUAGGGAUGAGGACCAACACAUGCUCCUUCAAUCCCGGGGUCAUCAUCGCCAAUCUGACCGAGUGGAAGAACCAGAACAUCACCCAGCGGCUGGAAUACUGGAUGGCGCUUAACAUACAGGAGGAUCUUUACAGUAAAACACUGGCAGAGAGUAUCACUACUCCUCCUCUCCUCAUUGUUUUCUACAAACGUCACUCCAGCAUUGACCCCAUGUGGCACGUUAGGCACCUUGGCAAUACAGGUGCUGGAAACCGCUACUCCCCACAGUUUGUAAAAGCUGCCAAACUCCUCCACUGGAAUGGACAUUAUAAGCCUUGGGGGAGAACAUCCUCUUUUUCUGAUGUGUGGGACAAGUGGUUCAUUCCAGACCCCACCGGAAAAUUUCACCCUGUGCGAAGACACACGGGGGCCAACUAGACUGAAAAGAUGGGUUUUAGAAAUCUUUCAACCAGCCAAGCCAGCCCCGUCCCAGCUGGGGACCAUGCCUCGUGAUAUCUCAGGAACUAAGUAAGGCCUUUUCAUUAACCAGCCCUGAACCAUCCUCUAAACACGUAAACCUGUGUACUCUCAUUUUCCCUCGAACCUAGUGCAUCAUAUUGUUACCCUUGAGAUUGCUUUGACUCGCAUUUCUCAAAAUAUUCUGAUAAACUGUUGAAACCGGACUGUUUUGCUAAAGAGGCACAGACUGCAUUUUCAUCCUUAUCAGAGCAGUGUUUCGUCCUGAACAGCAUUAGAGAAAGAUGUGGCAUCUGAACGGUGUGACCUUAAUUGAAAUGUAUGCACCAGUCCCAGUCAGCAGUAAUGAGUUACUUGUGACAACAUGCCAGGAUCACGAUGUACAACUUAAGCCAUCGUUGCAAGUCAUUGUGACUUAAAUAGGUUUGUUUCCAUGCAGCUAAAUGAUGACUUAAGCACUUAAUUUGAAUUCUAAAUGGUUUUAUACAGUUACCUCAGAUAUAAUAGUGUAGCACAGUUUGCAUAACAAUUUAUAACUGCUUCAAAAAGGUUCCCUUCAGUUUUCAAAUCAGUCUGAAUUUUAAGAUUAGCCAUUAGAUGCAUCAUGUUGUUACCUCAAUUCAGUACUUCCUGUGGAAAAGUAAUGAAUUUUAUUAUUUUUAAUAUUGCACCUAAGAUUAUUCAUCAGACCCUAGUUUUAACAUAUUUUAACAGUGGUCUGUUCUCAGCUCAGCAUUUCCAUCACAAAAGUGCUAUUUAAGUUUUCUCUCCCUUCUAAUCUCCCAUUACUCUGAAUGACACCGACAAAUAUAAAGUGCUCGACUCGAGUUAAUCACAGUCAGGUUAAUGGUGCCCCAGCUAUCAAUAACUAUGCCAUAAUUGAACACUAAUUCAGUAUUGUACUGCCUCCCAUGCUGUUAGUGUGGUUGUUUAUGACUUUAUGUGCAGACCACUAAGCAAACUCCACCUCAGCAGAAACUGAAGAACAUAAAUGUUUGCACAACAUUCUCAUGCUUUAUCCCUUCACUGCCAGGAUUUUUAUACUCGUCGAAAUGCAUUCACCUUGCUGGUUGUAAAUACUUUUGUAUAAAACGUGAAAUAAAACUUACAUUUUUAUCAUUUGCA
Molecule: messenger RNA, 2608 nt
Organism: Toxotes jaculatrix (banded archerfish)
Lineage: Eukaryota; Metazoa; Chordata; Actinopteri; Toxotidae
Gene: glt8d1
Product: glycosyltransferase 8 domain containing 1
Exons: 9
Coding region: 338-1444 (368 amino acids)
Cellular component (GO): Golgi apparatus
Molecular function (GO): glycosyltransferase activity
Source: RefSeq, a predicted model, not a curated record